Trematosphaeria pertusa is the source of this 2577-nucleotide messenger RNA. RefSeq lists its product as uncharacterized. NCBI's taxonomy places the organism in Eukaryota, Fungi, Ascomycota, Dothideomycetes, Pleosporales, Trematosphaeriaceae. The transcript has a single exon. Bases 303 to 2411 code for a protein of 702 amino acids. The record is from RefSeq and is a predicted model, not a curated record. Gene Ontology annotation, biological process: carbohydrate metabolic process.
CCUCGAUCCACGAACCCACAUGCUCCGCAAAUGUACGCGAUGUCGUCCUCGUACCCGGUUGUCGACCGUCCUGGGUCUUCGGCCUCCAUUGCCCCGGCGCUGUGGCGCGACUUCGUCGAUCUUUCGACCCCGCUGAAGCACGACCGUGAGCUAAAGAAUCAUCAGCCGGUAAUUUAUCCAUCAAUGUAAAGUAGAUCGAUUCACCUCGCUGGACCGGGACAAGAAGUUGUAGCUAUUUGCGGGUCCGAGGGAGGUAGAAAAUGAGCUUUUGCCCACUCUAACCAUACCUACGAAACUUCACGAUGCUGUCUCGACCAGGAUCAUGGAGCAGAGCAUUGCUCCUCGUCGCCGCUGUGGCUCGAUUUGGGGAUUGUAAAAUUGAUCGAAACUCCAUCGUUCGGCUCUUCAACCUCAAACUGAAUCAGUCUGAUCCCUACAGUCCUGUCCAAGUGGGCAAUGGCAAUUUUGCUUUCGGCGUCGAUGUUACCGGCCUGCAAACAUUCCUUCCGCACAACACUCUGUCGUCAUGGGGCUGGCACAACUCUUCCCUCCCUGCUACGCCUCAUCAGACUGCAAUUACGGACUUCACGGGACUGGACUGGUGGACACACGACCGGCUUGUCAACUAUGCACAACCGAACCCUGCCGAAAAGGAUAUCAGUCAAUGGUUGAUUUCGAAUCCACACAGAAUCAACCUCGGGAGGAUAGGCCUGUGGUUUGGUGGGCAAAAUGUUAGUGAAGAGAUGCUUUCGGAAAAGAUGCAGGCGCUGGACUUAUGGGACGGUGUGGUGACGUCCUUGUUCUUCUUGAACGGAAAAGAGGUCAAAGUACGAACUGUGGCGAGUCUGCAAACCGACACUGUCGCCGUUGAGAUUGAGUCAGAGCUAUUCAAGAGCGGACAGCUAGGAGUUUUCUUCGACUUUCCGUAUGCGAGCGGGAAGAACAAGUUCGAUGCGCCCUUCGUAGGAGUGUGGAACGCGACGGCCAACCAUACCACCACUCUGAAAACGAAGACCAGCGGGGCCAUUAUCACUCAUACACUCGAUGCCACGACUUAUGUGGCUGACAUCAACUGGGCGAACAAGGCGAGCAUCUCCAGGCUAGACAAUGCAAUGCAUCGAUACAUCUUGAAGCCCGGGACAAGAGAGGACAAGCUUUCCUUUACAACAACAUUUGCUCUAAAGGCAGGGAAGAGUGUUGGCUCAUUCGAUGAUGUACUGGACAAGGCUGCGGAAUGGUGGAACAAUUACUGGAAUAGGGGGGCGUUCAUUUUGUUGCCCAUCGCCUUCAAUUCUUCCGCUAGGGAACUCCAGCGACGGAUCAUCCUGUCGCAAUAUCUACUCGCCGUCAACGAGGCCGGAAGAGACCCGCCUCAAGAGUCGGGCUUAGUCAACAAUGGCUGGUACGGCAAAUUCCACAUGGAGAUGGUCUUCUGGCACCUCAUGCACUGGACGCUUUGGGACAAGUGGUCGCUCUAUGACCGCAGCAUCGGCGUAUACGAGCGCUUCCUUCCGACCAGCUUCGAGCGCGCAAAGCAUCAAGGCUACGAAGGCGCACGAAUUGGGAAGAUGAGUGAUCCAACAGGGCGAUCUGCGCCUGGGGAGAUCAACAGCCUCCUCAUCUGGCAACAGCCACAUCCUAUGUACUUCGCCGAGAUGGAGUACAGGAAGUACCCUAACAAAAAGACAUUGGAGAAGUGGGAUGCUAUCUUGACCGCAGUAGCAGACUUCAUGGUCAGCUACGCUUGGUAUAACGAGACUACGAAGGUAUACGAUCUAGGCCCGCCGAUGUAUCCAGUCUCUGAGAAUACCAACCCCAACCAAACCGUCAAUCCUACUUUCGAGCUCGCAUACUGGCGCUUUGGACUGGACGUCGCCGAGAAGUGGCAAAAGAGACAGGACAAAGCCGUGCCGUCGAGUUGGCAAACCGUGAGAGACAAGCUCGCAGCUUUUCCGGUAGAGAACGACGUAUAUGUCCUCUACGAAGGCAUCAAAGAUAUGUGGACCACACCUGAAACUGCAGAAGACCACCCAGGCCUCCUUGGGAUUUACGGCUGGCUCCCUCCAGAUCCCCGUCUCAAUCUUACCAUCUUCAAUAACACUCUCGGAAAAGUCUAUCAGUCGUGGAACUUUACUUACUCGUACGGGUGGGACUUUCCGCUUCUUGCUAUAACGGCCGCUCGGGUGGGCGACGCAGACAGAGCGGUGCGUUGGCUUUUGGACCCAGACAACAAGUUCGAUGCGGUCGGUAUGCCUGUAGGAGGUACGCGGGUUCCGACGCCGUACUUCCCGUCUAGUGCGGGCCUGCUCCUGGCGGUUGGCAUGAUGGCCGGCGGGUGGGAUGGGCUCGAAGGGCCGAUAUUUCCCCCGAGCUGGGAUGUAGAGGUGGAAGGUUUCUCCAAAGCUAUGUAGCGCGUGGCGAUAAGAACACGGUUCGCGUCUAAUUCCUACCUGCUAUUCUAACCCGCGCAUACAUCCGGAGUCUUCAUGAUAGUCCGCGGCAGGUCUCCGAGGCGGCCUAUGUACGUAGUUGGGUUAGCGCAUCGGAUAGAAUCCCUAUUACAGCCUAGCCGCCAUC